GUCAAGUAACGACACCUCUGACUUCAACUUGGCGCCGGUGACGUGCUGUCUACCUGCGACCUGCGACCUGCCAGCCCCCCGGGCAACCGUCACCCCUUUGCGCAUAAUGACAACAACAACAAACGAAUAAUUUUUUGCUCAUCUCCCACGCCGAUCACGAGAGACUACAGUCUUCUCCUUGUUUACCAAGUACACAACCACUGCCUCUAGCAAGGCUUCUCUAUAAGCCCGGCUGCCCAACAUGGCCGAAUCCCCAAACGAAAAGGGGAGACAUCGAGAGGAUGACAUCGAGGAAGCGCCCAGGAAUGAUGAUGACCUCGAAAAGAUUGCCAUUGGCUCAUCGUCUGUGGAGGAGAACGACGAGAAGAGGGCCGAGCUGAACCGGAUGAGGACCAAUGCCACCAACACCAGCGUAACCACGACCGCUACCAUCCACCCUCAUGUCGAACCAAAGCCAUGGUACAAACAACCAAACCCUCUGAGAUGGGGGAAAAUCGAACCGAUCCCAGAGACGAGGAGGCCAUCGCCAGAGUACAAUGCCGGUUUCUUCAAGUCGCUCUACUUUAGUUGGAUGGGUCCUUUGAUGACGACCGGGUAUAAACGACAGUUGGAGCUCAACGAUAUCUACGAGGUCAACCCAGACCGUUCUGUUGACCCCCUCACAGAAAGGAUGCGAGAGUCCUAUAAGCGGCGAGUGGAAAAGGGGGAAAAGUACCCGUUGCUUUGGGCUUUGCAUGAAACAUUCUUCUGGGAGUUUUGGAUUGGUGGCAUGUGUCAGCUUGCUGCCUCUGUCCUCCAAGUCAUGUCGCCUUUCACUCUUCGUUACCUCAUCCAGUUCGCAACAGACGCUUGGGUCGCCAACCACUCGCGCGCACCACCACCGGGUAUCGGAUCUGGCUUGGGAUUGGUCUUCGGUGUCACGGCCAUGCAAAUCUUGCAGAGCUUGUGCAUUAACCACUUCAUCUACCGCGGUAUGCUUAUCGGAGGCAUGGCUAGGGCCUCUCUGAUUAGCUUGAUCUACGAAAAGUCCAUGGUCAUCUCGGGUCGUGCCAAGGCGGGUGGUGCCGAUGCCCCAGACGUUCCCGCUGCAAAGGCGGCUGCAGAGAAGGAUGCAAAGAAGGAGAAGAAGAAGAGCAACAAGAAGGGCAAAAAGGGCCAAGCUGGUGCCGAAGAUGAUGGUGCCGGUUGGGGCAACGGAAGAAUCAUCAACCUGAUGAGCGUUGAUACUUACAGAAUCGACCAAGCCUCCGGUUUGUUCCACAUUAUCUGGACCGCCCCCGUCACCAUCCUCAUCACUCUUGUGUUGCUGCUUGUCAACUUGACUUACAGCGCGCUCGCCGGUUUUGCCUUGUUGGUUAUUGGUAUCCCCGUGCUCACCAAGGCCAUCAAGACUCUCUUCGCCCGCAGAAAGGCCAUCAACAAGAUCACCGAUCAGAGAGUUGGCCUGACCCAGGAAAUUCUUCAGUCCGUCCGCUUCGUCAAGCUCUUUGGCUGGGAAAGCUCGUUUCUCAAGCGUCUGCAGGAGUUCCGCGAUCGUGAGGUAUCAGCCAUUCAAGUGUUACUGGCUCUUCGUAAUGCGAUCAUGGCCAUUAGUAUUUCGCUUCCGAUCUUCGCGUCCAUGCUUGCCUUCAUCACCUACUCUUUGACCAGCCACGGGCUGGCGCCGGCUAAGGUCUUCUCGUCUCUCGCCCUCUUCAACGGUCUUAGAAUGCCAUUGAACAUGCUUCCUUUGGUCAUCGGUCAGGUGACGGACGCAUGGUCCUCCCUCGCCCGUAUCCAGGACUUCUUGCUUGCCGAGGAACGGGAGGAUGAAGCUAUCAUCAAGCUCGAUGCUCCUAACGCUAUCGAAGUUCACGACGCCUCCUUCACCUGGGAAAGAACGCCAACUCAAGAGAACGAGUCGACAGUGGGCGGUGCCGGUCCGAAAUCGAAGCCUGAAAAGGCUCCCAAGGGAAAGCCCAAGGAUGUCGAGGCGGCCACUCCUCCUUCCGGUGACGACUCGAGCACCCUGGUCGAAGAACGGGAGCCCUUUAAGCUUCAGGAUCUCAACUUCACCAUUGGCAGGAACGAGCUGGUUGCCGUUAUUGGUACCGUCGGCAGUGGCAAGACUUCACUGCUCUCUGCUUUGGCUGGUGACAUGCGCAAGACCAGCGGCGAGGUUAUUCUUGGUGCUCACAGAGCUUUUUGCCCACAGUACGCCUGGAUUCAGAACGCGACUCUCAAGGACAACAUUCUUUUUGGAAAGGAGAUGGACCCCGAAUGGUAUCGCGAUGUCAUCAAGGCUUGCGCGUUGCAGCCGGAUUUGGAUAUGCUUCCCAACAACGACAUGACCGAGAUUGGUGAAAGAGGUAUCACCAUCUCUGGUGGCCAAAAGCAGAGACUCAACAUCGCCCGUGCGAUUUACUUCGAUGCCGACAUCGUUCUCAUGGACGACCCCCUGAGCGCUGUCGAUGCCCACGUUGGUCGUCAUAUCUUCGAUAACGCUAUUCUUGGUUUGCUCAAGGACAAGGCCCGUAUUUUGGCCACUCAUCAGCUUUGGGUUCUCAACCGCUGCGAUCGCAUCAUUUGGAUGGAUGGUGGUCGUAUUCAGGCUGUGGAUACUUUCGACAAUCUUAUGAGGGAUUCCGAGGAGUUCAGACAGCUCCUAGAAUCGACCGCCCAAGAAGACAAGAAGGAUGAAGCCGAAGCUCCUGUCGUAGCCAGCGAGGAAGAAGCGCCCAAGAAGAAAAAGAAGGCCAAGGGUCUCAUGCAGGCCGAGGAGCGUGCUGUGGCUAGCGUUCCAUGGUCGGUUUAUACGUCCUACGUGAAGGCCUCUGGCUCGUAUCUCAACGCACCCAUCGUUCUCAUACUUUUGGUUAUCGCACAAGGAUCGAACAUCGUGACCAGCUUGUGGCUGUCGUGGUGGACUUCUGACAAGUUCGGCCUCAGUCUGGGACAGUACAUCGGUGUCUACGCUGGUCUCGGUGCGCUACAAGCUCUCCUUAUGUUCGCAUUCAUGGUAUCCCUCUCAAUUUUCGGUACUACGGCGAGUAAGAACAUGUUGAGGCAGGCCACCUUCCGCGUGUUGCGUGCCCCCAUGUCUUUCUUCGACACUACACCUCUUGGUCGCAUCACCAACCGUUUCAGCCGCGAUGUGGACGUCAUGGACAAUAACCUUACGGAUGCUAUGCGCAUGUACUUCUUCAGCAUGGGAGGUAUUAUCUCGACUUUUGCUCUGAUCAUCGCAUACUUCUACUACUUUGCCAUUGCGCUCGUACCUCUCUUCACCCUGUUCCUCUUUGCUACUGGCUACUAUCGCUCAUCGGCUCGCGAGGUCAAACGCUUUGAGGCCGUCCUUCGUUCCAAUGUGUUCGCCAAGUUCAACGAAGGAUUGUCUGGUGUUUCCUCCAUCAGGGCGUACGGCCUCCAGAACCGGUUUGUGGUGGACAUGAGGAAGGCUAUCGACAACAUGGACUCGGCGUACUUCCUGACUUAUUCGAAUCAGAGAUGGCUAUCGACCAGACUGGAUAUGAUCGGUAACCUCUUGGUCUUCACCGCGGGUAUUCUCGUCGUCACCUCCCGUUUCUCGGUUAACCCCUCGAUUGCCGGCUUGGUGUUGUCCUAUAUCUUGGCUAUAGUGCAGAUGAUUCAGUUCACUGUCCGUCAGCUGGCCGAAGUCGAGAACGGCAUGAACGCCGUCGAGCGUCUCUUGCACUACGGGACCCAGCUUGAGGAGGAGGCCCCAUCCAAGACCAUCGAUGUGCGCCCCAGCUGGCCUGAGAAGGGUGAGAUCGUUUUCGACAACGUCGAGAUGCGUUAUCGUGCUGGUCUUCCUCUUGUUCUGCAGGGUCUCAACGUGCACAUUCAGGGCGGCGAGCGUAUUGGUAUCGUCGGCCGUACUGGUGCAGGAAAGAGUUCUAUUAUGUCUACGCUCUUCCGUCUCGUUGAGAUUUCCGGCGGUCACAUCACCAUCGAUGGCAUCGACAUCUCCACCAUCGGUCUCCAGGACCUCCGUUCCCGCCUCGCCAUCAUUCCUCAAGACCCGACCCUCUUCCGCGGCACCGUGCGCAGCAACCUCGAUCCCUUCGGUGAGCAUACCGACUUGGAGCUCUGGUCCGCCCUGCGCCAAGCCGAUCUCGUCCAGGACGAAGCGACCACCACUACCACAACCGCCACCCCCAGCGCCAGCGGCAACGCCAUCGUCGUCGCCGACGCUCCCGCUGCUACCAACGGCAACUCCAACAACCGCAUCAACCUCGACUCGAUCGUCGAAGAAGACGGCCUCAACUUCUCCCUCGGCCAGCGCCAGCUCAUGGCCCUCGCCCGCGCCCUCGUGCGCGGCUCCCAGAUCAUCGUCUGCGACGAGGCCACUUCCAGCGUCGAUAUGGAGACGGACGACAAGAUCCAGCGCACCAUGGCCAGCGCGUUCCGCGGCAAGACGCUGCUGUGCAUCGCGCAUCGGUUGAGGACUAUUAUCAACUACGACCGGAUUUGCGUGAUGGACAAGGGCCGCAUUGCGGAGAUUGGUCCCCCCCAGGAGCUGUUUGAGAUGGAGGGCGGUAUCUUUAGGGGCAUGUGUGAGAGGAGUGGGAUUAGAAGUGAGGAUAUCAGGUUGGCGAGGGAGGUUGUUGAUAAUGAUCGGGCGUUGUAAGCUGCGUAAAGGG
This is a messenger RNA of Neurospora tetraspora, 4643 nucleotides long. Its product is annotated as P-loop containing nucleoside triphosphate hydrolase protein. The transcript has 3 exons. Gene Ontology annotation, molecular function: ABC-type transporter activity; ATP binding; ATP hydrolysis activity. Gene Ontology annotation, biological process: transmembrane transport. Lineage: Eukaryota; Fungi; Ascomycota; Sordariomycetes; Sordariales; Sordariaceae. The record is from RefSeq and is a predicted model, not a curated record. Gene Ontology annotation, cellular component: membrane. The coding region runs from base 242 to 4630 and encodes 1462 amino acids.